Messenger RNA from Salvia miltiorrhiza (redroot sage), 1160 nucleotides. Its product is annotated as transcription factor MYB35-like. The record is from RefSeq and is a predicted model, not a curated record. The coding region runs from base 270 to 1040 and encodes 256 amino acids. The transcript is spliced from 3 exons. Lineage: Eukaryota; Viridiplantae; Streptophyta; Magnoliopsida; Lamiales; Lamiaceae.
GUUUCGAGUGCUCUUUGCACCAUUAAAACAAACACAAAAACGCAUGUUAUCUCAGAAAUUCAUUUAUUAAUUCUCUCUUCAAUUUUCUAUUCCCAAAAAACAAAAAUAUGAAUACAAGUCAUGCAAAUACACCUCACCCCAUGCUUUUCUCGCCUCUUUCUCUGCUCCUUAUUUAUUAAAGGCCUCUUAAAAUUUUAUCAUAAUUCUCACCGCGAUAUUCAUUAAUUCCUCCAAAAUCAUAUACUAAUUCUCCACAAAUCUUAUCUCAGAUGGUAAAAACCAGCAGCUCCGAAUUGCAUAAGGCUGCUUGGAACGAAGAUGGAGAUGCAAAAAUGGCUGCUGCGUUUGCUUCCAAGCAGCGAGGAACAGGUAACUGGACAACUUCUUCCAAGAGAUCAGGGCAGAGAAGAAGUGGGAAAAACUGUAGAGAGAGAUGGGGCAAUAAUCAGAAGCCUGCAGAUCCAAAGCUAAAGAGCUUCACCCCUCAAGAAGAGGAGCUCAUCAUCCAGCUGCAUGCCGUCCUCGGUAGCAGGUGGCCAAUCAUAGCCCAACAACUGCCGGAAAAGACAGAGAGCGACGUGAAAAUCCUAUGGAACAGCAAACUGAAGAAGAAGCUGUCAGCAAUGGGGAUAGAUCCGGUGACUCACAAGCCCUUCUCUCAGAUCCUGGCCGACUACGGCAGCAUGGGCGCCUUCCGCCUCCAUCCUCUCUCCAGGGACUUGAAAGGUGCGUUACCGGCUGCAGCAGGGCCCGUCAAAGCGGAGCUCUCCGACCCGCAGCUGGACGCGGAGGAGGCCUCCGCGUCCAGCUUCAGCUGGAGUGAUUUCUUCCUCGAGGAGGCAUUCGCCGCGCAGCAAAAUGGGGGCCACUUUGAUGAUGAUGAGAUUUUGCAAGGGAAGGGAGAUACCAAGAUUGAUGGCGCCGCCGGAUUUGAUGCGGCGCCGUCGUCGUCUUCGGCGUUUGUGGAAGCCAUGAUUGGGAAGCAAGAUGAGAUGUGCUCGCAGCUUCCUUGCUUCUACGAGGAGCCGUUUUACUACUAAAUUGUUUUAAUUUGUAAGAGAUGGAAUAGGUAAGGUGUUUUUAGUUCUAUGCCAAACCCCUCGUCACAAGCUUAAUUGAAAAACACACACAUAAAUAAAAAUUCACAAUAUUUAGAACAU